AUGCCUGCUGGCAAGAGCACGCCUUUGGGUGGCAAGAGCAGGCCUUUGGGUGGCAAGAGCACACCUCUAGGUGGUAAGAGCACACCUCUAGGUGGCAAGACCAUGCCUUUGGGUGGCAAGAGCAUGCCUCUAGGUGGUAAGAGCACACCUCUAGGUGGCAAGACCAUGCCUUUGGGUGGCAAGAGCAUGCCUCUAGGUGGUAAGAGCACACCUCUAGGUGGCAAGACCAUGCCUUUGGGUGGCAAGAGCAUGCCUCUAGGUGGUAAGAGCACACCUCUAGGUGGCAAGACCAUGCUUUUGGGUGGCAAGAGCAUGCCUCUAGAUGAACGAGCAGCUGGGGUGUACCACCGGGAGUCACGCUCGGGCAAGUACCAGCUCACCUACGCCGAGGCUAAAGCCGUCUGCGAGUACGAGGGAGGACACCUGGCCACCUACCAGCAGCUGGAGGCAGCCAGAAAAAUAGGUUUCCACGUGUGUGCUGCUGGCUGGAUGGCAAAGGGCAGAGUUGGUUAUCCCAUCGUGAAAGCCGGAGCCAACUGCGGCUUUGGGAGAACUGGGAUUGUGGAUUACGGGAUCCGCCUCAACAGGAGCGAGAGAUGGGAUGCCUACUGCUACAACCCCAACGGAAAAGAAUGUGGUGGAGUCUUCACAGACUCCAAGCACAUCUUUAAGUCACCAGGCUACCCAAAUGAGUAUGAAAACGACCAAAUUUGCUACUGGCACAUUAGAGUGAAGUAUGGACAACGCGUCCACCUGCAGUUCCUGGAGUUUGAUGUUGAAGAUGACACCGCUUGCAUGGCUGAUUUCUUGGAGAUCUAUGACAGCUAUGAUGAUGUCAAUGGCUUUGUGGGCAGGUUUUGUGGAGAUGAGCUGCCAGAUGACAUCAUUAGCACAGGCAAUGUUAUGACCUUGAAGUUUUUGACAGAUGCCUCAGUGACUGCUGGUGGGUUUCAGAUUAGAUACAUGACCAUGGACAUGCCUUCCAAGACAAGUGAUGGAAAGAAUACAACUUCCCAAGGGAAAAAUAACUUCUUAGCUGGAAAAUUUGGUAUUAUGUGAGCAGAGGAAGGAGACAGACUCGUGAAGAAACUGGGUUUAGAGCCCAUCUGGGAUAUCUGCUUCUUCAGCUCAGACAUUUUCUGCACCUCUUUCUGAUCUUUUUCCUGCUUCUCUGUAAGUGUUGUUAAUAAAAGUAUCACUAGGAAGUAAGUUAUACUUAGGUGAAUAAUAGAAGGCUAUUUUUAGAUGACAAGUACUGUAAAGAUCCAAAGGAUUCUUUGUUACCAAAGGCUUUAAAAUUAUUUUUCUAUCUAAACUGCUCUUUUUCCUCAUUCCUUGACACAAACUUCGUGGGGUGACUGUUUCCAUUAUGUCUGAAUGUUGUUCUCUCUCCUCAUUUUCCUUGAUUUUUACAUAUUUAUUAUCUUUUGUUUAGAUUGUUGCUGUGGUUUUGUAAGUUCUGUGCCUGUUAAUAUUAA
Pogoniulus pusillus (Red-fronted tinkerbird) is the source of this 1478-nucleotide messenger RNA. It is a transcript of the gene TNFAIP6, whose product is annotated as TNF alpha induced protein 6. The transcript has 6 exons. Gene Ontology annotation, molecular function: hyaluronic acid binding. The record is from RefSeq and is a predicted model, not a curated record. Bases 1 to 1059 code for a protein of 352 amino acids. Gene Ontology annotation, biological process: negative regulation of inflammatory response; cell adhesion. NCBI's taxonomy places the organism in Eukaryota, Metazoa, Chordata, Aves, Piciformes, Lybiidae.